This is a messenger RNA of Equus quagga, 1151 nucleotides long. It is a transcript of the gene IGFBP7, whose product is annotated as insulin like growth factor binding protein 7. Bases 57 to 905 code for a protein of 282 amino acids. The transcript has 5 exons. NCBI's taxonomy places the organism in Eukaryota, Metazoa, Chordata, Mammalia, Perissodactyla, Equidae. The record is from RefSeq and is a predicted model, not a curated record. Gene Ontology annotation, molecular function: insulin-like growth factor binding. Gene Ontology annotation, cellular component: extracellular region. Gene Ontology annotation, biological process: regulation of cell growth; regulation of signal transduction.
AAGGCGCCGGCCGGCGGCCCCCGGCUCACUCGCGCUCCCGCCGCCGCCGCCCCGCCAUGGAGCGGUCGCAGCUGCGCGCCCUGCUCCUCGGCGCCGCCGGGCUGCUGCUCCUGCUGCUGCCCCUCUCCUCUUCCUCCUCUUCGGACGCCUGCGGCCCGUGCGAGCCGGCAGCCUGCCCGCCGCUGCCCCCGCGGGGCUGCCCGCUGGGCGAGACGCGCGACGCGUGCGGCUGCUGCCCGGUGUGCGCCCGCGGCGAGGGCGAGCCGUGCGGGGGCGGCGGCGCCGGCAGGGGGCACUGCGCGCCGGGCAUGGAGUGCGUGAAGAGCCGCAAGAGGCGGAAGGGUAAAGCCGGGGCAGCAGCCGGCGGCCCGGGGGUGAGCGGCGUGUGCGUGUGCAAGAGCCGCUACCCGGUGUGCGGCAGCGACGGCAUCACCUACCCCAGCGGGUGCCAGCUGCGCGCCGCCAGCCUGCGGGCCGAGAGCCGCGGGGAGAAGGCCGUCACCCAGGUCAGCAAGGGCACCUGCGAGCAAGGUCCUUCCAUCGUGACACCCCCCAAGGACAUCUGGAAUGUCACUGGCGCCCAGGUGUACUUGAGCUGUGAGGUCAUCGGAAUCCCAACCCCUGUCCUCAUCUGGAACAAGGUAAAAAGGGGUCACUAUGGAGUUCAAAGGACAGAACUCUUGCCUGGUGACCGGGACAACCUGGCCAUUCAAACCCGGGGUGGCCCUGAAAAGCAUGAAGUAACUGGCUGGGUGCUGGUAUCUCCUCUCAGUAAGGAAGAUGCUGGAGAGUAUGAGUGCCAUGCCUCCAAUUCCCAAGGGCAGGCUUCAGCAUCAGCAAAAAUUACAGUGGUUGAUGCCUUACAUGAAAUACCAGUGAAAAAAGGUGAAGGUGCCGAGCUAUAAACCUGCAGAAUAUAUUCGUCUGCACAGCUAAAAGUAGUCAUGAAUAACUACAACCCCUGUUCUUGCCUAAUAACCAGCUUCUUUUCAUCCAAUCCAUUAACACUUUACUUAGAGUCACUGGUUUCACAUAGUGAAAUACACAAUAAAGAUAAUACAUCACAACUAUCUACAAAAAUUUAUUGUCUAUUUACAGAAGAAAAGCAUGUGUAUCAUUAAACGAAACAAAUAAAAUGCUUUUUCUCACAA